Messenger RNA from Parasteatoda tepidariorum (common house spider), 5532 nucleotides. The record is from RefSeq and is a predicted model, not a curated record. NCBI's taxonomy places the organism in Eukaryota, Metazoa, Arthropoda, Arachnida, Araneae, Theridiidae.
UAAAGUUGAAAUCUGUCUGAAUGUCAACAAUAACAAUAUUGGCAGGGAUUUAAAUUUGCUGUGAUCUAAUUAUUAUUUCUCACAGAAUUUAAUGUUCUUUGAGGCCCUAAUAUUGUGCCUUUCUAUUUUAUAAGUUCAUGGUUUUAAAUUAACUAUAAAUCAAAUAUUUUAUAAAUGCUUAUUGAAUUGCUGCUUAAAAUUUAAAAUGAGUAUGUCACAUAUGAAGCAAUAUCAUUUAAUCGAUGUUAUUUUAUUUAAAUCACUAAAUACAAGUGAUGAACUGAAUAAUGCUUCUACUUCUGGAUCUUUGAGAAAGAAACUGACCAGAUUUCUCUCAUCAGCUUCAUGUUCUACAACUUCUAAAUAUUUUAUUUCAAAUACGAACUGUACUCAAAAUACAGUUUCUACUGUUUUUUCUUCAUCUGAUAGUAGUGCAUUUAAUUCAAUUUCAAAUGCAAAAACUGAAGAAAUGGGAUCUUAUUUGCCAGAAGAAAUUUCUCUUGUGAAUUCUAAAUUUCAAGUCUCUCCAACCAAAGAUGAUGUUGAAGAUGAUUUUCUUGAAUGUAAAAUUGAAAAGAAACUAAGAACUGCACAAACUCAGAAAGCAAAUGUUGGUACUUGUAUUUGUGUUGUGUGUAGAGUGGAUUUAACAAAUUUAGAUCUUGAAAAGCGUACUGUUCACAUGAAUCAGUGUAUUGAUUCACAAUGUUCAGCUGGUCAGGAUAUAGAUUUAAUGUCCUCAGAAGCAUUCAUAUUAGAAUGUCCUUUGUGUUUCAAAAAUUUUCCGUCACCAGAGAUGCGUUCAGCUCAUAUAAAAAAAUGUGGUAAAUCUCGAGGUUUAAGUGCCCAAAGUGUCAUUCAAGCUCUUCAAUUGCAAGAAAAACAUUUUUUAGAAAGAAGAGCCUUAGGACUACCUUUAAAUAAAAUAAAACAACUUAAAGGGCCAAAGAAGCCAUCUGUAAAGAAAUUUACAGUUGAACCUCGAAGUGCAAUGCAAUCUGAUAUACAAUUAGCAAAAGCCUUAUCAUUAUCCCUGGAAUCUAAUGGAAGUCAGAUCUCUCAAAAUGAAAUGCCACAUCAUAGAUAUGAAGAAUCCUCUUCUAUCAUAACACUGAACCCACCCACAGAAUUUCAAAUUCCAGGCAGAGUAAUCAAUAACAAAAGAGUGAAAUUAAGUCAUACACCGUUAUUGCUAACAAGAACUGAGGAAGAAAGAAACAAAAUUAUGCUUGAUAAAGUUAAUGCUGUUAUUAUGCCUGAGGUUAUAAGUGAAGAAAUAUCAAGCAUUCACCAAGAAAGAACUUCACAGCAAGUGCCUUUGUUAUGGAGUUUAAGUGGUAAGGCAGAAGAAAACAAAACUUCAUACUAUGUUGAACAAUUGCUUGAUUGGAUUGCACCGUCCAAUGUUGAUCCUGGAAGCAAGCUGUGCAAUCUCUCUCAAAUACCAGGGCAUCAUAUUUAUACACAACUGCCUUGUGAUUAUACUUUCAGUUGUGAGAGCCAAAAAGGAGAUAUUAAGACAUCUUCAGAUGAUAACCAUUCACCAUCUUUAAUGUCGGGGCUUCGCUCUCUUAUCGGUAAUUCCUGGAUGAGUGAUGUUGCCAUUCAUACUGCCAGUGGUAUUGUCAUACCUGCUCACAAACUAAUUCUAGCAAUAAGGUGUCCUAUUCUAAAAAAGGUAUUUGAAGAUUCAGCUAAUAAUGAAAAGCAUGUUUUAGACAUGAAAAAUACAUCAUUUGAUGCUGCCUUGCAUUUUCUGAAUUUUAUAUACACUGGAUCUACUGAAUGGAAAGAAGAUAUCAUUGAAGAACUGCUGGAAAUAGCAAAAAAGUACGAUGUUAAAGACCUCAUUAAUAUUUUAGAAAGUGAUUGUGGGACAUUAGAGAUGAUGUCUUUGCAAAAUACACAAAUGGAAGAAGAAAGCAGGGUUAAAGAUUGCAUUAUUACCCCUGAAACUUCAUCUGAAAAAGUUACUGUUAUAUCUGAUGAUGAAAUGGAAGCUACUUUCCAUGGGACAACUAAAUUUUCUAAUAGUUUUCAAUCUUCCAGUCUUGAAUCAGCUACAGAUAACAAGAAAAGAGUGGGCAUUGAAGAAACCUCUGAAGCACUAUCUGUUUGUGAUGAUAUUUUAAACAAACUGACAAAUCAUUCUGAAAACUCUAAAUAUGCAUUUUUCACAUCUGAAAAAAAUUGUGAAAGUUGUUCUGAUUUCAGCUCUCACGAUUUAGCAUUUUCCAAUAGGCAUGAGGAAUCUAAAAUUUCUCCUGCAAUUGUUGGAACACAAGAAGAUGAAAAUUCUUCCUCUAAUGAUUCGUGUAAAGUUGUUCAUGUCAGUUUCAUGGCACAAGAGGAAUCCUCUUGUAAUUACAAUGAAAAUGAGUUAAUUUCUGAACAUGAUAAGAAUUCUAAUAAAGAUAAAGAUCAGAUUAUUUCUCUUGAUAAAAAAUCUUCCUCUGAUUCUUUUGAUCAAAUUGUUGAAAAAUGUGAUAAGAUGGAUGAAACCAGCAAAAAGAUAAUUAGUUCUACAAAACAGGAGCUUGAAAAUAAUCUUUGUUUCUCACGUACGAGUGAAACAGAUAAUUCAGUUGAUACUGAUGUGGAAAUAAUUAAAGAUAGUCAAAGAGAAAAUUUGUCUCAAAAUUUCAGACAUUCUGCAAUUAGUUUUGAUAAUGCAUUUAAUUCUGCCGAUUCUAUUACAAAAUCUCUUUCAACUACUGAUAUUAAGAAUUAUCAAUUAGAAACAAGUCCUGUCAAGAAUUUUGAUAAGAGUGUUGAAGAAUCACCCAAGCAUGUGUCUAGUAGACGUAAUGAUGAAUCUAAAUUAAGUCUUGAUGAAGGAGUUGCUAUUGAUUCAUAUCCAUCUUAUAGCGAAUGUUAUAAUAUGACUUUUGACAACAGGGACAUUUCAUCACCAGAAAUAAUUACCUGUGAUUCGGAAGAUGAUUUAAAUAUACCAAUUAAUAAUUCUGGCUACUCUGACUUGAAAAUGUCAACUAAAAAUGUUAGCUCUCCAAUGAAAAAUGUUAAAAAUCAUAUAUUAGAUGAAAAAUAUCAAUCUAGUGAUGAUUUAAACUUCCCACUAAAUAAUUCUACCUUUAGUGAAUCAUUUAAAACUGUUAACUCACCAAAAGAAGAAUCUAAAAAUAAGGGAGCAAAUGAUGAAUGUCAUUCUGAUGACAAUGUUGUAUUGCUCGAUUCUGAUGAAGAUGUUUCUGCAAAUGAUAUUAUGUAUCCUUUGAGCCCCCCAGAUGUUGGUUCUGACAACACAAGUUACAGACAUCACAAGUUUUCUUCAAGUGCUAAAGAUUGCGCGACCACCCUUCAUUACCAGUCACCUUCCGUUUCUGGCACCUCUUGUGUUAAUAGCAAAAUUAAUUAUCCGGAAGUAAUUAUUUUCGAUUCUGAUGAGGAAGAUGAGUUUAAUAAGACGCAUAAAGAGUCUCCAGUUAAAUCAUACGAAGAAAAUCAUAAAAUAAAUCCAUUACUCUCUUGUAAAAGUCAUAAAUAUGAAUCAUUUGAUUCCCCAACUAAAAAUAAAGAUGAAAAUAAAAGUAUUUUUGCUACAAUUCAAAACAAUAAAAAACCUUCCCAAAAUAUCAGCAGUUGUGCAGAUUCUAAUAUUCUAUCUGGAGUUCCUCUCUCCAGUUCUGAAAUGAAUUCUUUUCGAUUGAAAUCACAAUUAAAUUUAUCACCUGAAUCACCUUGGAUAUUGAAAAGUAAGAAAUCAUUGGACGAUUUUAAGACAUCCAGCAUUUGCUUGAAAAAAAAUAAAAAGUUAAAUCAUCUGAUAGAAGUUCAAGAAAAUAAAGGCUCAGUUGAAACUAAAUGUGAAAUUCUACAAGACAGUAUUCCUACAUCCCAAAAUAAAGUGAAGAGAAACUGUAAUCAAUCUGGCCUUUCAACACCAAACAGUGUCUUACAACAAUUUAAGCUAACAGAUUCACCCAUAACUCCCUUUCCAGAUUAUCAAAAUAUGGUUACACCUGAAAUAAAAGAAGCAUUGAAAAAAAUUGGUGUCAAAGCCCUGCCCAGAAAGAAAGCUGUUGCUGUUCUCGCACAUGUUUAUGAAGAAACUCAUCCAUUAAUUGGGAAAACAUCAAAUCAUGAAGGUCAAAUGCCUGCUUCACAGAUGUCUCAAGUUUCAUCCAAACUGUCCAGAUCAAAACAGUCUAAAUCCAAUCCUGUUUCUCAAAAACGUAAGAGAUCAGACAAAAAAGUUGAUGAUAAAGCUAAGAAACCAACGGCUGUGAUAUCUUCACCAGUGAAAAGUCAGUCUGAAGACAGUUCUUUUAGCAGUCCAGAUGCAAAGAAUACAAAGAAAAGAAAGUCAGAUUAUCUCAGUUUGUCUUCUGAAUUAAGUGAUUGCAGCCAGCCUGAAAGCAAGGAGAAAGUACAAUUAAUUUCUGAUUACAUCUUAAAAAAUGAUAUGUUGUAUACACAGAUACUCACUUACACGCCUAUCAACAUAGUCGAGUUCCAAACGGAUCUUAAAGAUAGUGGAAUUACAAUUGGUUUACAGAAAUUGAUGAAUUACUUUGAUGAACAGAAUUUAAUCAUUUCAGUGCAUUACUUUUCACCUACCGAGAAAAGAAGAAUAUAGAAAAAAGCAGCAAGCUCGAACACAGCGCUUCAGGAAGAGAAUGAUUGCUAAAUUAUCCCAAAAGACAUAACACACUUUUCUUUAAUCUAAAAUGUAAAUAUUUUGUUAUAAUUUUAAAGGUUUUAAUUAUUAAAACAAUACAAUUUUGUACAUUUUUAAAGAUAUUUAUUAUUAAAAGAUUUUAAUUUUUUAUCUUAGUCAAUUUUUCUGUUUCGUUUAGAAUUUAAAUACUAUACUGUUCGCAAUGUGCUUAAAAUCCAUUACAGUUAUUUUUCCUUAUGCCUACUAUAAAUGCUAAUGCCUUUUUAUUUAAAUAUAUACUAAAUUAACUACAUUUUUUUUCUUUUUGAAUCAAUAAGAAUAUCUUAAGGCAUCACAAAAGAAAAAGCAAGUUUAGAUUUUAAAAGAUAUUUAUGUUAAAGGCAUAGAGUUCAUAAAUCUCUGCUGUAUUUAAGAAGGGAGAACACAAUAUUCCUUUAAAGCAUUUUGUCUCAAAAAUUAUGUAGCACAAUAAAAGUAUAAACAAAUAUUUUUGACUUUAUUAAUUUCAUAAAUAACUGAUAUUUAUCAAAAUAUCAAGAAAAAUAUACACUGAGUAUAUAACCUUCAAAUAAAUACACACAUAUUUGAUACUCAAAAUAAACUUCAACAAAUGGAAAUCACAACUUGCAAACAAACAAAAAAUAUAAUCACAACAGUAAAAGACGGAUUUAGUUAAUUGUAUUACUUUUCAAAAAACCUACUCAUUUCCUAGAAUAAACUCGCGACAAAACAAGAAGAAAAAUAGUCAUUUACAUGUCACAUGUUUCCACACACACUUUCACCAAAAUGAUUGUCAGUUUUAUAUUUCAAUUGCAUAUAAUGCAACUAGUCAUUUUUUUACACCACCUAUUUACAUUGACAACAUAUACAAAACAUCUAAGUGAAUGACG